Messenger RNA from Tetranychus urticae (two-spotted spider mite), 1198 nucleotides. Its product is annotated as haloacid dehalogenase-like hydrolase domain-containing protein 2. Gene Ontology annotation, cellular component: cytoplasm. Gene Ontology annotation, biological process: dephosphorylation. The record is from RefSeq and is a predicted model, not a curated record. Lineage: Eukaryota; Metazoa; Arthropoda; Arachnida; Trombidiformes; Tetranychidae. Gene Ontology annotation, molecular function: phosphatase activity.
UCCAAUAGAAUGUGAACUGAAAAUUCAGUGAAAAUCAAUAGAAUUAAUAGGAUUAAAAGGAUCGAUAAGAUUUAUUGUUAAUUCAAAGUAAACUCGCAAAGUAGAGACAAAUCUGGUAACUUAAAGUAGGAUAAUAGAUGUCACUGUGUCACCUAAAGUCUUGUUUUGUUUUGUUUUUGUUUCUUUACGCGACCAACUUUAAAAAAUGGUUAAAGGAGUUUUAAUUGAUUUGAGUGGAACUCUUCACAUUGAUGACUUUGUGAUACCUGGAGCGAUCGAAGCUAUUAACAGGCUUCGUCAAAAAGGAGUUAAAAUCCGUUUUGCAACAAACACUACCAAAGAAAGUCGUCGAUUGUUACAUGAAAGGUUAAUUAGAUUGGGCUUUGAUGUCAAACCUGAUGAGAUACACACUUCAUUAACAGCAGCGGGUGAUCUAUUAAUUCAAUGUAAUUUAACUAAGCCUUUUUUAAUGAUUGACGAGAAAGCCAUCGAAGAUUUCCAGGAUAUUGUUGAAACAAAUGUUGAACCUAAAGAUGCUGACUCUGUGGUGAUUGGUUUAUCUCCAAGCCAUUUUAACUAUCAAUCACUCAACGAUGCUUUCAGUUGUAUAAUGAGAGGUGUUCCUUUGAUUGGUAUCCAUAAAUCACGAUAUUUUAAAAAAUACGAUGGCCUUGCACUUGGGCCUGGUGCCUUUAUUGCUGCCCUUGAAUAUUCAACUGAUUGUCAGCCAAUUAUUGUUGGAAAGCCAGAGAAAAAGUUUUUUCUUGAUGCGAUCAAACCAUUUGACCUGAAACCUGAAGAUUGCUAUAUGAUUGGAGAUGAUGUUCGAGAAGACAUUCGAGGUGCACAAUCUGCUGGAUUCCAUGGCAUCUUAUUGCAAACAGGAAAAUAUCGUUCUGGUGAUGAGGAAAAGAUUAAUCCUAAACCAGAACAUGUCUUUCCAUCUAUUGCCGAAGCAGUUGAUCACAUUUUGAAGCAAAUUGAUGGAUAAAGUGAUGUUUCUUCCAAUUUUAAUCUACCAAAUUUUAUAGUUUUUUUCGAUAAAUUUGCAAGAAUUGCCAAGAAUUAUAUCUUACAAUUAAAAACAUUUAUAAUUGCUUUAGCUGUGAUUGUAGGCGAAUGUAAUUUCGAGAUUAGACUCAUUGAAAGUUGAAGUACAAUAAAUUAAACCAAACAUUGAUGAAAAUGUUUUAAUGGA